AUGGAUCAAGUCAUGGACGGUGGGCGACUGCCCCUCGAGACAUGGUUUUGGGAAAUGCCAAUUUGCACUCGAUGGUGGACCGUUGCAACCAUAACCAUGAGCGCUCUGGUUCAGUUCCAUAUGGUGACGCCCUUCCAGCUAUUUUACAGCUUCCGGGCUGUAUUCGUCAAAUCGCAGUAUUGGCGACUAUUGACGACGUUUCUUUACUUCGGGCCCUUCUCCCUUGACCUUCUCUUCCAUGUAUACUUCCUGCAACGCUAUGCCCGGCUUCUUGAGGAAUCGUCCGGUCGCUCCCCCGCUCAUUUCUCGUGGCUUCUAGUCUACGCCAUGGCUAGCCUCAUUGCCCUCUCCCCCCUUGUGUCGAUGCCUUUCCUCGGACAUCCGCUUUCCUCGACACUCGUAUACAUCUGGUCACGACGCAACCCGGAGACACGUCUGAGCUUUCUCGGUCUUCUAGUCUUUACAGCACCUUACCUGCCAUGGGUUUUGAUGGGCUUUAGCCUUGUCAUGCAUGGGUCGGUUCCCAGGGACGAAAUUAUGGGUGUUGUCAUCGGUCAUGUCUGGUAUUUCUUCAACGACGUAUACCCUCCUCUUCACCGGGGCUCCCGACCUCUAGACCCCCCGCGAUGGUGGAGGCGACUAUUCGAGGGACGCCCGGCCAACCAGUCGGACAACACAGACAAUAGUGACAUCUUGGUCGCUGGCCCGAGGGAUAUGGCUGCUCCAGAGGUGGCCCACUAG
Geosmithia morbida is the source of this 741-nucleotide messenger RNA. RefSeq lists its product as uncharacterized. The transcript is spliced from 2 exons. The record is from RefSeq and is a predicted model, not a curated record. Gene Ontology annotation, cellular component: Hrd1p ubiquitin ligase ERAD-L complex; endoplasmic reticulum membrane. Lineage: Eukaryota; Fungi; Ascomycota; Sordariomycetes; Hypocreales; Bionectriaceae. Bases 1 to 741 code for a protein of 246 amino acids. Gene Ontology annotation, biological process: endoplasmic reticulum unfolded protein response. Gene Ontology annotation, molecular function: misfolded protein binding; ubiquitin-specific protease binding.